GACAUUUCUGGGUGCCUGCCGCUUUAAGACUCUUCUUCUGUGGCUACGGUGGAGGAAGUGUGUAGUGUGUGUUGACUAUGGUGGGAACAGAAAUAAGUUCAAGUUUAACAGUUAUAGUUUAGCCCACGUACAUGUGUUGAUUAGCCUCUUUAGUUCAUCCUGAAUAAUCCAGCUUCCAAUAUUCCAUGUGUUGAGUGAAUGAAGAAAAACUAUAAUGACAAUACUGGAUAUUGGAAUGUUCUGAUGAGUACUGCUGGAUCUUAAUACAGUUUAAAGAAGAAAUUACAUCUCGUCUUUAUUCCUGUGUCCUGACCGAUACACCAUCCUGUUUACUGGCUGAAAACAUUGACGAACUAGUCCUACUUGAUUACCUCACUAACAUUGGUCCUUCGAGCCGGAUAGCAGUAUUCAGGAUGGAGUCAGAUGAAGAGAUGUAUCCUGAUGUGAGACCUAAACGUCAAAUACGUCGACCUGCCAGACUUCAGGACUUUGAAGUGGACUAUAUGGGAUAUAGUCAACGAGAUCAGUUACAAUGGGGCCCGCCAUCCUCUGCCUUGGAUAGGAGGGCGUUCCUCACUCGGGAGGGUCUAGACCAGAUGACCCCCUUCCAGACAGCCCACCCUCACUCUAGUGGCUUCCUUGGGAAUGCUGCUCACCCUGAGAUUCCUCAGCUAGCCCCAGACCACAGCCAGAGGAGAGAUUUGGAUGGGUUUAUCCAGCCUGCGCAAACACCUUCAUCCCAUCAGAGCCCAUAUCUGGAUUCUCGUUUCUCUGAGGAAAUCAGAGCUAUUCGAGAGGAGAAUACUAAGCUGUUCCAAACACAACAGGCCUUCCAGACUGGCAUAAGGGAACUCAAUGAAGCACGGCGUGAGAUGAAAGAGCUACUGGAGAUAGCCCGCUCACUGAGAGCAGACCUGGCCCAAGUUAAUAGCCCAGCUUCAAACUACAGUAACCCCAAAUCUCCACAAGCCGCUGCUGUAGCCUCAAGGAGUUUCGCUGUUGCAGCACAUUCAAAGGAAAUGGAGGAGGAGGAAUGGCCUGAUCCUCCACCCUGGCCUGAACCUGAUGAGAACCUGUCGAGAGGCAUGUGCAAUCUUAGGGUCGGAGAACAAGGGCUAGAGAGUAGCCAACUCGACUUUGCCCCUGAAGCUAGAGUAUGUAUGCCUUGUAAGCCUCCACUGCCUCCUCAGCAUCCCGUUCCUGCUUCCGGCAAAGGGAUAUCACCAUACCUCUCUAGACAACCCUCUCAGCUGCUCACACACCCUGGACCAGCACCUUUAAUGCAAUCAGCGCCUGCCCGAGCCUACCAUCCCUUAGCAGCCACUGGAGCGGUACAUGGCAUGCCGCCUCCUAAACAGUUUAUUCAGCCACCAGGGAAUGAACAAGUGUAUCGAGGACCCCAACCCACAAUCCCAAAGUUCAUUCACCCGGAUCCCAGUGAGUUUGCACGGCUUCGCAUAGCUCUAGAGAACCUACUCCCAUCUAAUGCUACAGAACUCUUCAAGUAUCAAAUACUUGUGGAUCAUUUAAAGUUGGAGGAAGCUAGGCUUAUAGCUGAUGCCUAUCUGAACUCACCAACCCCCUAUAGUGACACUAUGUCAGCCCUUCAUGAUAAAUUCGGUCAGCCUCAUCAACUUGCCUUAAAGAAGAUAGCAAGUGUUCUAGAAACCCCCGAAGUAAGGCGUGGUGAUACUAUGGCAUUCCAGAAGUUCUCUCUCCAGAUACAAUCUUUAGUGGGCUUGUUGCAGACUUUGGGGCCUGAAGGGGAAAUCGAACUCAACUGUGGCUCACAUGUUGCUCGUCUGCUGAGUAAGCUCCCUCCGGAACAGCGAGCUGAUUUCCGUCGACAUCAGUUCAAGCAGUUAGGGGCGACCCACACUCUAUAUGAUUUGGCAGAAUGGCUCCGCUAUGAAUCAUGGUGUCAGGGUUUCGACAGUCAGGCUACCGGACGCAGCAUAAGGGAAAGGCAGAACGUGAAGACCGAUGGUCGUCCUGGAAGACAAACGGUGACCGUCCUACAUGGAGCUGGUGAGUCUGCAGAGACAGCCCCUUUGUACCACAAAGAGAGUUCAGCCAACAGAGCAGCCAAGAGUAGAGCCUACUGUGCCUACUGUGAUAGUAAUGAGCAUUAUCUCAGUCAAUGCAGUGCUGUCGCCAAACUUUCCAAAGAUCAGCUUAGAGAGUGGAUACGGGUUAACAAGCGGUGCUGGCGCUGUGCACGAACUCAUCAAGCAGCACUGUGCACAUUGAAGAAACCCUGCAACAUCUGUCAGGGAAAACACCUACUGGCUCUUCACGAGAUAAAUACAAGAGCAGAGAGGGGCAAUAAAGAUGUAGCUGUUAAAGAAGAGAGUUGCUUAACCAGCUCUGCGGCUGACUCGCUCUACCUGGACAGACCUGGAGCCGGGAAUCGAGUCAUGUUAAAGGUGGUCCCUGUGCUUGUACAUUAUGAGGACCGGACACUUGACACCUUUGCGAUCCUCGAUGAUGGGUCAGAGAGGACCAUGUUGUUGCCAGCAGCAGCUAAGUUUCUUGGCAUAAAGGGCACUCCUGAAGCGCUUCCUCUGCGUACAGUCCGUCAGGACAUCCAGAUCCUCCAUGGCCACACAGUGUCUUUCUGUGUCUCACCAGCUGCAAACCCUCACACUAGCUAUAAGAUCAAUGGUGCCUUCACAGCUGGCUGCCUCAGCCUAGCACAGCAUACUUACCCUAUUGACCGCCUGAAGAGGAAAUACAAAUACCUAGGUGGCAUUCCCUUACCUGCCUUAAGAGAUGCUCAGCCAACACUCCUUGUAGGCUCCGACAACCCUCAACUGAUAACACCUGUCGAGCCAGUCAGACUUGGUCCACCAGGUGGCCCAGCCGCAGUCCGCACCAAGCUUGGGUGGACUCUUCAAGGCCCUACCCCAUUCAUGGGGCGGCAAAUCCAACCUGCACAGUGUCUGUUUACUUCAUCUACACCACCAAUGGAUGAGCUUUACAACCAUGUUGAGAGGCUCUGGCAAGUAGACACUGUACCUUACCGACACGAAAGAGAGGUGACUCGGUCAAAGCAGGAUCAGCAGGCUGUAGCAUUGCUUGAAGCCAAGACGGUCCGUAUUAAUGUAGAUGGAAUUCUCAGGUACGCCACACCAUUGCUGCGCCAUGCAAACAUGCCACCUUUGCACUCACCAAAGGAGUCAGUUAUGCCCAUGUUACGUAGUACUGAGAGGCGACUCUUAAAGGACCCCAAGCUAGCGGAUGCAUACAAGAUGGAAAUGCAGAAGCUCAUUGAAGCAGGUGCUGUGAGGGAAGUCACUGAGGAGACCUCUACCAAAGAAGGAUGGUACAUCUCACAUCAUCUCGUCAGCCAUAACGGAAAGAACCGCCUCGUGUUUAACUGCUCUCACCAGUACCUUGGGCAGACCCUGAACCAGUACCUGCUACCUGGCCCUACACUUGGGGCCCCCUUGCUGGGAGUCUUAGUGAGAUUUCGUGAACAUCCCAUAGCGGUUAGUGGAGACAUCAAGGGGAUGUUUCAUCAAGUCCGCCUCAUCACUGAAGAUCGCCCUCUUCUAAGGUUCCUGUGGCGGGACCUGAAGGUGGAAGAGCCCCCAAGAACAUUUGAGUGGCAAGUUUUGCCUUUCGGCACAACCUGCAGCCCGUGCUGUGCGACAUACGCCCUGCAGCGCCAUGUUGUUGACCACUGCCAGCCAGACGAUGACUUGAGAUUCUCGGUUGAGAACUGCUUUUACGUCGAUAACUGCCUGCAGAGCAUGUGUACGCCGGGUGAAGCUAAACUGCUGGUGGAUCGGCUCAGGGAUCUUCUGGCUUCUGCAGGCUUUGAGUUGCGUCAAUGGGCUUGCAAUGAUCCAAGCGUCCUGAGCCACUUGCCUCGAGAGGCCAGAUCCGAAAGCCUGGACCUGUGGCUGGCGCAGGAUAAGUCAAACCCUCUGGAGUCAACACUCGGUCUCAGCUGGAAUUGGGCAACCGACUCUUUGAGCUACAAACAUAGACCUGUGGCCUACGAGGUACCAACCCUGAGGAACAUUUACAGAGUUCUAGCUACUCAAUAUGAUCCCUUGGGUUACAUGUUACCUUUCUCCACCCGAGCAAAGCUCAUCAUCAGGCAGUUGUGGGAUAAGAAGCGAGGUUGGGAUGACCCUAACUUACCGGCCGAACUCCUGCAAGCCUGGUCCAGCUGGGAGGCUGAACUUGAGUCCUUACCUCUCCUUACCUUUCCGCGUGCAUAUGUUCCUGCGGACGCCAACCUUGAGGGUGCCACCCGUGAGGUGCACAUCUUCGCAGAUGCCUCAGAGCAAGCUUAUGGGGCCGUAGCCUACAUGAGAACUGAGGACAAGGAAGGCCAGAUCCACCUGUCUUUCAUCCUUGCUCGUUCACGAGUGGCUCCAAGACGUCUGCAUUCCAUCCCACGCCUGGAGCUUUGUGGAGCUCUGGUUGCAGCGCAGCUGGCUCGUGUCCUUGAGAGGGAACUUACCUUGACAGUGGCUCGAACGGUGCUGUGGUCAGACUCCACUACAGUACUAACCUGGCUACACUCCCAGUCUUGCCGCUACAAGGUCUUCGUGGGCGCCAGAAUAGCGGAGAUACAGGAGUUAACAGAGAAGUGCACUUGGCGCUACGUGGACUCGGCGAACAAUCCUGCUGAUGAUCUGACGAGAGGGAAGACCCUGGCGGCCCUAAUAGAUCCCAACCGAUGGUCUCAAGGACCCCCCUUCCUUCUCCAGAACCCAGCCACCUGGCCAGAAAGACCCAGCACUGAGCCAUCAGAGGACAGGGCAGAACUACGAAAGGCCACCUUCUGUGGAGUAACGAUUACCUCACCAAUGACGAUCAGCAGGGAUGACAAGGUGUACCAAACCUGGCAAGAGCUCUUAGAUGCCACUGCUCAAGAAAUCCUAGGACAAACCUCUUCUAGUUCACCGCUUAAUGCUGAAGAGUACCAACAGGCAGAGAUGAUUGUUCUCCAGCGAGCCCAACAACAGUCCUUUCCAGAGGACUACAAACUCCUUGCAGCAGGGAAACCCGUCUCAUCUGGGAGUCGAUUACUUACCUUGGCUCCGGAGCUAGAUAAAUCCACGGACCUCAUAAGAGUAGGAGGUCGGCUCCGACGUUUGGAAGGCCAAGACGACUUGACAUUGCACCCUGUGGUUCUGGAUGCCUCACACCCAGUUACACGCUUGCUUAUCCAAAGGUACGAUAGCAACCUGCACCAUCCUGGUCCAGAGCGAGUUUUUGCAGAGAUGCGGCGGUCAUUCUGGAUAAUCCAUGGAAGGGAGGCAAUUCGCAGACACCAGCGUUCUUGUGCCGAAUGUCAGCGCUGGAGAGCUCAGCCUUCCAUUCCCAGAAUGGCGGACCUUCCCGUUGCUCGUCUCCGAUUACACAAACCAGCCUUCCACUCCACUGGCGUGGAUUGUUUUGGACCCAUGUUUGUGAAGAUGGGCAGACGCCAGGAGAAACGCUGGGGAAUAAUAUUUAAGUGUUUAACAACCAGGGCGGUACACUUGGAUCUCCUCAGAAGUAUGGAUGCGGAUGCUUACUUGAUGGCCCUAAGACGGUUCAUCGCGAGAAGAGGGACACCUGCAGAGUUGUUCUCAGACCAGGGGACCAACUUCAGAGGAGGAGAACGGGAACUUAGAGAGGCUUUUGCCAGUAUGGAGCCAACCUUGCGGAAACGACUCGCACGUCAGAGGAUUAAGUUCCAGUUUAACCCCCCAGCAGCUCCACACUUUGGAGGGGUGUGGGAGAGAGAGGUCCGCUCCGUCAAGUCUGCACUUUACACCUGUGUGGGGGCCCAACCUGUUCAUGAAGACGUCCUUCUCACAGUUCUCCUGGAAGUUGAGGCAAUUCUCAACUCUAAACCAUUGGGUUAUGUAUCUGCUGACAUUGCGGAUAUCGACCCUGUGACACCCAAUAGUCUGCUUAUGGGGCGGCCUGAUGGAUCCCUCCCCCAAGUAGUUUAUCCUGAGACGGAGCUCCUGAGCCGCAGACGCUGGCGGCAUUCACAAGUUCUCGCUGACCAAUUCUGGUCCAGAUUCAUCAGAGAAUAUCUCCCUGGGCUGCAGACCAGACAGAAAUGGCACUCUUCUUCUCCUGAACUACUGGAUAAGGCCGUUGUCAUGCUGGUGGACCCGCAGCUGCCUCGAGCCCUGUGGCCCAUUGGGCAUGUAACCAAGAUUCACCGCAGUGAUGAUGGGUGCAUUAGAUCCGCUGAUGUGGACAUCAAAGGACAUGUGUACACCCGACCGGUAGCUCGGUUGGUGAUGUUGCCAGCUCUCCCGUCUGGGGAGGAUGAUGCCGCUGUGAGCCCCCCUCAGCCUGACUGAUAAGCCUUUUAAUGGAAGCAAAUGUGCUCGCACAUUUGGGGGCGGCUGUAUAAAAGGCUCUGACAUUUCUGGGUGCCUGCCGCUUUAAGACUCUUCUUCUGUGGCUACGGUGGAGGAAGUGUGUAGUGUGUGUUGACUAUGGUGGGAACAGAAAUAAGUUCAAGUUUAACAGUUAUAGUUUAGCCCACGUACAUGUGUUGAUUAGCCUCUUUAGUUCAUCCUGAAUAAUCCAGCUUCCAAUAUUCCAUGUGUUGAGUGAAUGAAGAAAAGUAAGUGACUGUCAUUUGUUGUGUUAUGUUUCUAUAUCGUAGAUUUACCGGGCAUUAACAUGUGCCUAGCGUGAUGAGUGAGAUUUAUAGUGAUAGAACAAUGUUCAUGCUGUAAAACGCUGUAGGAAACAAGUUAACUAAUGUGAGCAUUCUGAUGUCUAAGUUACAUAGUAACGUUUAUAACAUUGAGUUAAAGAGAGUUAAUAUUGUGCUCAGGAGACCAUGUGCGAACGCUAUUGUGUAGUAGCCUUGUCUGGCCUGAGGAUGUCGCCAUUGCUCCUUCUGUAGACCCCCUUUUUAAUACAGUCUCAUGCAAAAUGGUUAGUGAGAUGGGUGAAGCUCUUUAUAUUUGUGCCAGGAGUAAUAUUCUCAUUUAUGUAAUUGUAGAUUAUAUUUAAAGGGGCAUAGCAAUGUUUAUUGAGAUUUAUGUUUGAUUAUCCUGAUUUGUAUUGUGAGUGUGGAUUUAUUAUUCACGUUGUAUAAUAAUUAAGUACUGAAACUGUUUAAAAUGACAGUACCUAAUUGUGAUUUAUUUUGUUUUUUAUCAGACUAUAAUGACAAUACUGGAUAUUGGAAUGUUCUGAUGAGUACUGCUGGAUCUUAAUACAGUUUAAAGAAGAAAUUACAUCUCGUCUUUAUUCCUGUGUCC
Messenger RNA from Rhinichthys klamathensis goyatoka, 7244 nucleotides. RefSeq lists its product as uncharacterized. Gene Ontology annotation, biological process: DNA integration. The coding region runs from base 414 to 6326 and encodes 1970 amino acids. The transcript has 2 exons. Gene Ontology annotation, molecular function: nucleic acid binding. The record is from RefSeq and is a predicted model, not a curated record. NCBI's taxonomy places the organism in Eukaryota, Metazoa, Chordata, Actinopteri, Cypriniformes, Leuciscidae.